AGCAGGCAAUGUAAUAUUUAUCCGAGACUCAGUCUUCUCCGUGUUGGCUUUUUACGAAAACAACCUUAACUGGACUGAUUCAGAUUUAAUCCACGUCUCAUUCUCGUUCAGGGUUACAAGAAAUGAGAAAACCGUAAGGAAGCUGUGCUCGGCAGGUGAACACACGUUAUAUCUAGGGCUCACUGUUCUGUUCAUUGUCAGCUUUAAUACAGCUCCGACUGCAAAAAAGGUCUCAGAAUGCAGAUACGAUUUGGUGGAUAAAGUGACUGAGCUUUGUUCAACUAACGAGGGUGACGGCAAUGAAAUCAAGAGAAUUCCAAAAAUGUCAGGAAACUGCAAGCGACAAGCAUUCCGCGAGCCAUUCGCGUUGCUGAGGCCAAUUGCAGACCACGCGCCGAACUGCAUCGAGCAGAUGGAGAGCCCAACCCGUAUUGUUGCCGGUCGCCAGCGGUUAGACAAGUUUCUUUCGGUCGAGCAAAUGCAACGAAUCGCCUGCAGUCGGGCAUCAAAACAAACGCCACCAGUUCCGGCCGGAUGUUUGGACUGCGAAUGCGACUGUACGGUGACAAAAUAUAUCUGGGCGCCAGCGAAACAUCCAAUACCCACAACACUGCUCAUACGCUACAUGAAGCGGGAAAUGGAGCAAGGCGGCGCCAUAAACAAACUGUACGGCAUCAAUUUCUAUAACAGCUCCCAGCCGCAGAGCGGAUGCGUCCAGCCGGAUGCGGAAGCGGUGCUCAUCCAGCUGCGUACGCUACUGUCGCCGCACGGCCCGGCGACGGCGGCAGAGCAACAGCAAUUGAUGGAGCAUGUGGAGCAGCUGUUGUUGCUGCCGCCGGAGCGGCUGACGCUGAUGCUGGAGCAGUGCUUUCUGUGCGGAAUGCUGAGCGCCGCACAGCUGCGCCGACUGCAGCAGCUGCUGCCCAUGCACAACGCGCUGAUGAGAUUCUUCAGGCGCUUGGUAUCGGAGCUGCCGCAUUUCCAUUACGAUAUGUCGCUGGCGGAGCAUGUGGAGCUGCUGCAGCUGUAUCUGAUGCUGCGCGACACGAAUGCCGGGCCGCAGGCACGCCGCCUGCUAGCGGCAACCAUGGAGCACAUGUGCCGGCUGCAGCAGCCGCAGCUAAUGCAGUUCCUCGAUCAACUGAAUCCUGCACAGCUGCAACGACUGCGCCAGCACCUGAAACACAGCUAUAUCCGCAUAUCCGGCCGUCAGCUGCAGCAAUUGCUGCACACAACGGUGCAUGUGCUGAGAUUAAAGCAUGGCCUCAAGCUGCAUCACUGCGACAAGGAGCUGCUGUUCGAGAUGGUCAGCAUGCCGGCGGAGGAGCCGCUGACCAUGCAACAGCGACAGUUUCUGCAAUCGCUGCUCGAUCAUUUGCUGCCCAUGAUCAAGGCGGAGCAAUUGCUCUGGCUGCAGGGUCUGAAUCUGAACAAUACACGAUUGCGCCGCUUUCGUCUAAUGCUCCACAAUCCGGCCCUGCUCUGUGAUCUGCAGCAGAUGAAGCAGCUCUAUGGGCAUCUGCAGCAGCUCUGACAAUAGGUGGCACCUGUGCUUAGCCAGAAAUUGACGGGAUCAUUGAAAGCUUGGGUCGAUUAGUUAGACUUGAAUAACGAUUAGUGACACAGCAUGUUCCCGGCUCCUUUAGGUUUUGUAUUACCGUAGGGCUUAAUGGACCUUCUGCAUCUCCGGAUGAAUUCCGCAUUAUCUUAGGCAUACCUCCCAUUAUGCCGCUAGGUUUUCACGUAACUUUGAUAGAGUCGAGAGACUUGUAUAACUACAUAAGGUGUCAGUUAACUGAUUAGGAAUUCAGCAUCUACCUAAGGAUAAUUUGACAUAUUUGUAGCUCUUUUGAUUUUGAUUCGAGCGGUCUUGUAAAAUGAUGAAAUGAAUUUCCUGCUCCGGUUCAUCUUCAUUCUUCAUUCAUCUUCAACUCGAAAGUCAACUUAAGGAACGUCAACAUUCUACUACUUUCUUUAUGAAAUUGUCAGUACAGAUAGUUGGCAUACUUAAAUAUA
Molecule: messenger RNA, 2016 nt
Organism: Drosophila novamexicana
Lineage: Eukaryota; Metazoa; Arthropoda; Insecta; Diptera; Drosophilidae
Exons: 2
Coding region: 323-1534 (403 amino acids)
Source: RefSeq, a predicted model, not a curated record